This is a messenger RNA of Macaca mulatta (Rhesus monkey), 609 nucleotides long. The record is from RefSeq and is a predicted model, not a curated record. NCBI's taxonomy places the organism in Eukaryota, Metazoa, Chordata, Mammalia, Primates, Cercopithecidae.
AUGGCUGCUCCUAAGGUGUUGCUAGCCCUCCAUGUCUUCCUAAAGAGCAGAACUUGGAGUGGAAGCUACGAGCUGCCUGAUGGCCAGGUCAUCACCAACGGCAAUGAGCGGUUCCACUGUCCCGAGGCGCUCUUCCAGCCUUCCUUCCUGGGCAUGGAAUCCUGUGGCAUCCGUGAAACUACCUUCAACUCCAUCAUGAAGUGUGAUGUGGACAUCUGCAAAGACCUGUACAUCAACACAGUGCUGUCUGGCGGCACCACCAUGUACCCCGGCAUCGCAGACAGGAUGCAGAAGGAGAUCACUGCCCUGGUGCCCAGCACGAUGAAGAUCAAGAUCAUUGCUCCUCCUGAGUGCAAGUACUCCGUGUGGAUCGGCACCUCUAUCCUGGCCUCUCUGUCCGCCUUCCAGCAGAUAUGGAUCAGCAAGCAGGAGUAUGACGAGUCUGGCCCCUCCAUCACCCGCUGCAAAUGCUCCUGUGCAGACUUCACACACCAGUUUAAUCACAGCCUGACUAGCCAGCUCUGCACCACCUCCUGCAGAACUUCUUGCCCAGAUGGCUGCUGCCUUCUUGCCCAGAUGGCUCUUCUCUUGGAGCCACCAGAAGAGUGA